AUGGGUCUGAUCCGUGCUAUCCAGCUAGCCCAAAGAGCACCAAGUCGAAGCUUAGCAAACCGAGCCUACUCGACAUCAAGCGCUCGACCGUUCAUAAUCACCUCCACCCUCUUCUCGCCCACGCCCGACUUUUUGGCCUCACACCUCGCGUCCAACCCCGCCCCGACCGACUCCCUGACGCUCUAUACCAUCUGUACGACCCUUCCCUCCCUCCCCGGGCUUCUUCCGCACCUCCAACGGCUGCCCAACUCCAUCGGCUCAUUCUCGCAUCCCCGACCGGUCCAAGCCGGGCAGAACCAGCCGUACAUCUCCCUUGCGCAUUUCCCGCGGAAUGGGGGCUCAGUAUUCCAUACAGCGCUGACGGGGAGACGGCCCGUAGAGGUGGGGCGAUGGCACAGGCCUCAUCCGGACGGAGUGGGGAAGGAGGAUCUGAAGGGUGGGGAGAUGGGCGAUUUGGGGGAUGUACGGGGCGCGGGUCUGGGAGGGUGGGGAGAGGCCUGGGAGGCGGAUGCGGGAGCGGCGGAUGAGAGGGUCCAAGGUCUCGAGGGUGUAGACGCGCAGACCAUCCUGCUCUUGACGGAUGCCUCGCCUCGACCGGUGUUGAGAGCUCUUGAUGCUCAGUUCCCACAUGCGGUCAAGGCGGGCCUUCUCACUGCGCCCACGCCCUUCAUCACUGGUCGGCCUCACACGCUCCUCCUGAAUGACAAAAUCCACAAUACAGGCGCGGUUGGGCUAGCACUCCCAUACAAGCUGGACGUGGGCGUCGAGUUUGGCCUAGAACCCAUGGGCGAGCCUAUGGUCGUUGAUCGAUCACAAGGCAACAUGUUGCUAUCGCUCGUAUCUCAUCCUAAUCCCGCACAAAUCCUGAUCUCUGCAAUUCAGAAACGAGGCGGCGCCGGCCUGAUCAGCAAGGAAGAGGACUUUUAUCUCGCUCUUUUGAACCCAGCGAGCGAGGGCGGGGGCAUAAGGGAGGCUGUCAAGAUUAUGGGUGGGGAUCCGGGCAAGGGGGCCUUGAGUCUAGAGAUGGAGGAUUCGUUGGUGCAGGGACAGGCUGUCCAGUUUAUGCAGAAAUCGUCUUUACCGACAAGCUUACCCCUGUCGCCGUCAAGACUAAGCUUUGGGGCUCUGGCGAGGUCUGACGAUCCCGAUUCAGAGGACAGCGAUGCGGCACAGCGGAAACCGAGGGUCGAAGAGGGGUUCAUGGGGUUGAGCGAAGCUGGGUUUUUGUAUUCGGUAAGAGGCAGAUCAGCAAUGGGUACUGCAGGGGGUGGAUUUGCUGUACUGAGAUGA
Dioszegia hungarica is the source of this 1290-nucleotide messenger RNA. RefSeq lists its product as uncharacterized. Lineage: Eukaryota; Fungi; Basidiomycota; Tremellomycetes; Tremellales; Bulleribasidiaceae. The coding region runs from base 1 to 1290 and encodes 429 amino acids. The transcript is spliced from 4 exons. The record is from RefSeq and is a predicted model, not a curated record.